AUGAAUUGUGGAGAGCUGGUAAUAAUCAUCAUUCAGAAAGUGAUAAGGAAUGAGUAUUUAUAUGGGUUCGCUUUCGGCUAUUUCUCAUUUUCAACUUGCCGUCGACCAUACAAGGAUAUGGGAACGGAAAGAAAAAAGAAAAAGAAGAGACCACUUAUACCAACCGGUGAAAAUGUUUGUUCUCCGAAUUACAGGUAUAAAAUCGUAAAUCUUCUUGGAUCGGGCGGAUUUGGCGACGUCUACAAAGUUCGUCAAAGUGAAACUGGCCAGUUUUAUGCGCUCAAAACUGAGGAUGUCGAGAUUGAUUCGAGAUUGAAUCGGUUGAAGGUGGAAGCCACAGUGUUAGGCGCUUGUGGAACAGCCACAUACCGUAAGCAUUUCCUACGCCUGAUCGAUCGUGGUGUGACACCAAAGUUCAAAUUCAUCGUGAUGCCUAUUGUUGGUAUGAGUUUGGAUAAAAUUCGGCGGGAAGUUCUCAAUGGAGCACAGUUUUCUAAACAAACUGCCAUCAAAAUCUGCGUCCAAACCUUAAACGCUGUACGGGAUCUGCAUGAUAUUGGAUUCUUACACAGGGACUUGAAGCUUGCAAAUUUUGCAAUAGGAAUCGACAAACCAUCACAUGAAACGAUUUUUAUGCUCGAUUUUGGGAUCGCUAAACGCAUUGCUGGUGAUGAUGGAAUUAUUCCAGAACCACGUGAAAAGGUAGCAUUUAUGGGGACUAGACGAUACGCGUCACGAGCCUGUCAUCAAAUGAAGGAACAAGGACGUAAGGAUGAUGUGGAAUCCUGGUGUUAUAUGAUGUUAGACAUCUUCGACGAGAAAUGUAUUCCUUGGCGAGAUGUUAAGGACAAUGAUGAAACGCUGAGGAUGAAGGAUGAUCUAAUGCAUAGCAGAGAUGAUUUAUUCACAGAGGGUGAGCUGAAACCUGAAAUUAAUGAUGUCUAUUUGUCUAUUCCAAGAGAAAUGAGUCUCAUUUUUGACUACAUUAACUCUCUUGUGUUCGAAGACAUGGUAGAUUUUGACUAUCUCCUGGAUAUACUUGGACGCAUAGUUGAGGUUAACCAUUGGAAGGUGGACGAAAAAAUGGACUGGAUUCCAAUAUUUAUCAGUAAGAACAUGUUUAUGGAGAAUGUCGAAGGCGUUACGGCAGAAACACCACAAGGUGCUCAGCCUGCCGCUAAGGCAUGA
This is a messenger RNA of Necator americanus (New World hookworm), 1188 nucleotides long. RefSeq lists its product as uncharacterized. Gene Ontology annotation, biological process: peptidyl-serine phosphorylation; signal transduction. The transcript is spliced from 12 exons. Bases 1 to 1188 code for a protein of 395 amino acids. Gene Ontology annotation, cellular component: cytoplasm; nucleus. Gene Ontology annotation, molecular function: protein serine/threonine kinase activity; ATP binding. Lineage: Eukaryota; Metazoa; Nematoda; Chromadorea; Rhabditida; Ancylostomatidae. The record is from RefSeq and is a predicted model, not a curated record.